AUGAGGCAUUUAUAUCAUCAUUCUUGUUUGCGCCGUAUAUUUUUACUUUUGGUGAGCGUUAUCCCGUUUAAUGAGAGAUCAAAUAAUUCUUCUUCUUCAAAAAAGGGCAAAAUUAAGGGUACUAGUAAUAAUCAAGAAAAACCAAAACAACCUCAAAGAGGUCUUGGUGUUGCUCAAUUAGAGAAGAUUAGAUUGCAUACUCAAUUAGCAAGUAUGGGCAUUUUUUCUCCUGACCAACUUCAUUACCCACAAACUUUUCAUAAUUCUCAAUUUCAGACAGCAUUGCAGCAAGCAGCCAUGGCAGCCGCAGGAGCACCAGCACCAUUUUGCUAUUCAUCACCUUCGGUUCAAUCUUCUUAUGACUAUAAUCAUCAAUACAAUAAUUAUAUGAUGGAUAUGGGAGAUCAUAUGGAAAUGGGGAGCAACAUGAGAUAUGCUGAAUCUCAGCCAUGUAAUACAGCAAGGUGUAACCCUAAUGACAAUUUUUACAUGGUUGGGGACACCCAACAUUUCCCUCCUCAACCAUCAGGGAUGGUUACUAGGCACCUUUUAAGCAAUGUCGAGGAAAAUCCUAGAAGGAAAAGUUUUUACAAAGCUAUGAGCAUUGGCAUUCAGAAUUCUGAAGCAAAUGGAGGUCUAGAUGUUAGGCUGAGAGAAUGGGGACUGAGUGAGAAUCGUAUUCAACUGAAACAAAAUUCAAUUCUCAGAACUAAACGACAGUUAUAA
Messenger RNA from Amaranthus tricolor (Joseph's coat), 726 nucleotides. RefSeq names its product protein SPEAR3-like. Gene Ontology annotation, molecular function: DNA-binding transcription factor activity. The transcript is spliced from 8 exons. The coding region runs from base 1 to 726 and encodes 241 amino acids. Lineage: Eukaryota; Viridiplantae; Streptophyta; Magnoliopsida; Caryophyllales; Amaranthaceae. The record is from RefSeq and is a predicted model, not a curated record.